Messenger RNA from Paramecium sonneborni, 1462 nucleotides. Lineage: Eukaryota; Ciliophora; Oligohymenophorea; Peniculida; Parameciidae. The record is from the annotation of a GenBank genome assembly.
AAUGAAACUAGUGAUAUUUUUAAUUGUUGUAUUGUAAUUAAAUGGAAGCUUGCUUAGAAACAGAAAAGAUUAGGUGAAACAAUAAGUGAUUAAAGUAAGAAUUGAUAUAGAUGUAAAGUAAAUAAGAGAGACAAUAAAGAAUCCAUAUUCGCCAUUGUACCAUUCAUCAUAUAAUCGAUUGGCAUAUUAUGUUGAUACAUUUGGUCCUAGAAUGUGGGGUUCUGAAAAUAUGGGAGAUGCAGUAGAUGCAUUAAUAGAAGAAUUAGAAAGUUUAGGUUUUGAUAGAGUAUGGAGAGAGAAUAUAGGAAUUAUAACAUCUUGGGAAAGAGGUGAAGAGAGUGUUACAUUACAUAAACCAAGAGAAUAUCCAUAGAGAUUAAAUAUGAUUGGUUUAGGAUGGAGUCCAGCAGGAAAAGUGAGAGCAGAAGUAGAAGUGGUUCAUUCAUUUGAAGAAUUAAGAAAUAUUGAUGUAAAAGGGAAGAUUGUUUGUUUUAAUUAUGAAUGGAAAGGAUAUUCUUCAGGAAUAUAAUUUAGAACAAAUGGACCAAGAUUAGCAGAGGAGGCAGGUGCAAUAGGUACAAUAAUUAGAAGUGUUGCAAGUGUAUCAAUUGAUUCACCACAUACGGUAGAUAUAUAAAUUAAAAUUAAGGGAAUGACAAAUUAUUAAAAUUUAAAAUAUCCAGCAGUUGCUAUUACAGUAGAAGAUGCAGAUAUGAUAGAUAGAAUGAGAAAGAGAGGAUAGAUAGUAGAAAUAGAAAUAAUAACAAAUGGAAAAUAAUAUUAAACUACAAGUGAUAAUGUUUUAGCAGAAAUAAGAGGAUCUAAAUAUCCAGAUGAAAUUUUAUUAAUGGGUGGUCAUUGGGAUUCAUGGGAUGUAGGAUCAUAAACUGGUGCUAAUGAUGAUGGAGCUGGAGUGAUUGAAUGUUUAGAGGUUCUUAAACUCUAUAAACAUUUGGGUAUUAGACCUAAGAGAACUAUUAGAUUUAUUGCUUGGAGUGGAGAAGAAAUGGGUAUGGCUAAUAAUGGUGCAUAACAUUAUGCUAAAAAUCAUUUAUAAGAAAAUCAUAUACUUGCAUUUGAAUCAGAUCUUGGAUCUACUAAACCUUAUGGAUUUGGAAUUACUGCAGGAGAAAAAUUUACGUAUCACAAUCAUUCAUUUAUAGAUAACUUGUCAGUUAUUUAGCUUAAGAAUAUUUAACUGAAAUUGGAACAGAAAAGAUUUAUCCUAAUGAUGGCGUUUCAGCUGAUAGUGGAGCAUUAAGAAAUAUUGCAGGAACUCCAGUCUUAAAUAAUAAAAUUAUUGACAAUAAAACUCAUGACUUUUAUUUCACUUAUCAUCAUACUGCUGGAGAUUCUAUGUGGAUGAUGAAUCCAGAUGAUAUGGAUGAUAAUGUUAUUGCCAUUGCUAGCAUCAUGUAUAUAAUUGCAGAUCAUGAUGAUCCUCUACCAAAAAAUUGAUUCC